AUGCAGAGACAAUCUGAGAUUGACAAGUUUCUCGCAGCCUUGUGCCACUGGCUAGCUGCCAUUAACGAUGGCAUACCAGCUGAUAUGCAUCGAAUCGCAAUGGACAUGGCUCAUCCUCAUCUCUCGGUAGUCACCGUAUCAUCCAAUAUCGUAACACUCAGACAGCUGCUGAGAGACUAUGAGUCUCGCGUCCAUGAAGCGAAGUCGCAGUCGUCUCUCGUUGCGGACUUCUGCAGGCUCAAUCAGCUUCUGCAGUGCGAAUAUGUGGAGCAAAAUUCGAAACUAACCGCAGCAGCGGCCGAAAAAAAAUCAUUGACACUCAAGAUAAAUCGGCUGGAAGAGAAGUUGAGCAAGACUGAGGCGGAAAACGAUCGAUUGAUCCGGCAAAAAUAUCCAGCAAGACUCGGGCCACCACCUCACUCAUCUCCGUGGUAUGCUUUGGAUCACGGCCCAAAGUCCCACCUGUCGCAAGUGCUGGACCGGCCCAAAGCAGCGAAGCGCGACUCCAAGUCGUCACUGCAGGACAACUCCAACUGGAAAAAGAAGUACGACGAGCUCUUACACAAAUACAAGAAAAGUGAAGCCAACCUCAAGCAGCUGGCAACUGGCAGACAACGGCGAGACAGCGGGCUCGAGGACCAAGCGACGUCUUCGCAUGAUCGAGCUGCAUCUGUUUCCUCCGACCCCCUAGUAUUACAUACCGACCUCGAACGCAGCAUUUCACGGCUCCGCGAGCAAAAAGACGACCAGCGCCAACGACUGACUCAGCUUAAAGCCAAGAACGAGGGGCUUCAAGCCGAGUUAGAUGAUCUGGAGCAAGACAAAGCAGUCCUGGAAGCCCAGAAUGUUAUGGCUAGUACCAAGCUUUCGAUUGCGCAGCGAACGCAGACAUUGCUGCAGAAACAAGUGCGUACUCUUCAGCAUGAGUGUGAUGCUUUAUGGGAGCACCUGAUCUACAUUGAAGCUGAAAGGGACGAUGUUGGUGGAGAAUCAGUGCAGAAUCGAGGCGAGAAGGCUGGUGGCUGGGUACAACAGGCGGCCGCCGUGGUUCUGGGAGUGCUGCAAGAGGUGAACGAAAGACAAAAGAUGUAUUACGUGCUACACUGA
Molecule: messenger RNA, 1107 nt
Organism: Cercospora beticola
Lineage: Eukaryota; Fungi; Ascomycota; Dothideomycetes; Mycosphaerellales; Mycosphaerellaceae
Source: RefSeq, a predicted model, not a curated record